This is a messenger RNA of Hibiscus syriacus, 696 nucleotides long. RefSeq lists its product as uncharacterized. Lineage: Eukaryota; Viridiplantae; Streptophyta; Magnoliopsida; Malvales; Malvaceae. The transcript has a single exon. The record is from RefSeq and is a predicted model, not a curated record. The coding region runs from base 1 to 696 and encodes 231 amino acids.
AUGGGAGAAGACCCCUCGAACAAACUUCUAUUUUCGAAAGUAAUUAACGAGGAAAUUCCCAUCCAAGAAUGUAAUAUUGUGAUUGAUCGAAGUGGUGCAUAUCAUGUUGCCCAGUUUUCUGAUGAAGUUCAUGACUCUGUUAACCAUAACAUGCAGAGAACGAUGAUCAUUCAUCUCUUGGGGAGGACGAUAGGAUAUCUGGCACUUUGGAACAAAAUUAAUAUCCUAUGGCAACCAAUGGGGAGAUUUCAACUAAUUGAUUUGGACAAUGACUACUUCCUGGUCAGAUUUGAAUCGGAUAGAGAUUAUACGAAUGUUCUUACUGAAGGCCCCUGGGUGAAUUUUGGUAGCUAUUUAACGGUACAACCCUGGAGUCAUAGUUUCGAUACUACUGAUAGCCACCCUUCACAAGUAAUUAUCUGGAUUAGGUUAUCGAGGUUACCUUAUAGGUAUUACACAAAGGCUCUAUUUUGGAUCCUAGCUGCGGAGAUUGGGAAGGUUAAUAAAAUUGAUUAUAAUACAAGAGCGGAAGGAGGCAAGUUUGCUAGAGUAGCGGUGACCGUCGACUUGAAUAAACUGCUACUGCCAUGCAUUGGGAUUGAUAGAUUUGUUCAGAGAUUGGAGUACGAUGGACUCCAAAACAUUUAUUUUCAAUGUGUGUUAUAUGAACAUGUCAAAGACCAAUGCACCUUAUAG